CUGGACAUUCCCACUCUGGGAAAUCCAGUGCAGACUGUAGAGGAGAAGAGAGGAGGAAAUGUUAGUUCUUCUCUUUAUAGGCUAAAGCUCCUUUUUGAAAAGGCAAAACAUUUAUGCUGGAGCAACAUCUGAUGAAGGAUAUGAUGCGAGUGGAUGAUAAGUGAGGGGAGAAAGUUUUGUGGACAAUGCAGAGAGGAAGCGGAGCCAGGGAAAGGAACUGAGGACCAUGUAGGAAUUCCUGACUGAAGUCAUGGGUUCGGAGGCUAUGGAGGACUGCGUGCAGGGGGCGCUUUCAUCACUUUAUCCGCCUUUCGAGAGCACAGCACCUCCUCUACUCUCUCAGGUCUUCUCAGUCCUGGAGUCAACCUACCAGCAUGACAGUCUGCGCUACCUCCUGGACUAUUUCGUACCUGCAAAGCAUCUCCUGCACAAACUUCAGCAGCAUGCCUGUUCUCAGUAUUUGGGAUGCUUGUUCCUUCACUCCGGCUGGCCCCUCUGCCUCGGCGAGAAAGUGGUCGUUCAGCUCUCCACCUUGGACUGGAGGCUUCUGCGCAGUAAUGACUUCUACCUGCAGGUGGUGCCCUUUUCUACGCGCUGCCCACGACUGGCCCUCAAAUGCUUGGCCCCUGGGGGUCGUACGGUGCAAGAAAUCUUGGUCCCGGAGUCACAGCAUCCCCUGGUGUUCACCUCUGAGUGGCUCCAUAGCAUCAACAAAGAACGCGGUCACAAGAGAGAAGUUGGAGGAGGACUCGACACCUGUCUGGUCAGUACAUGUGAUGGUGUAGUACGACUACCAUGGAAGGAAGUCGUCUACCCAAAAUUCCUUCACGACCCAUCCGAGGAGCUUGGCAUGGUUUCCAACAGACUUUCCAGUGAGGGGAGUAGCUUCCUGAGUGGGUGGGACGGCUCCUCCUCAGGAGACCCUGACACCUGGUCCUGGGAUGAGGAAGAGGAUGAAAGUCUCCCAUCAAACAGCAUGCACUCUGCUCCUGCUUUCAGACGAAGGCGCAGUGAAGAUGGGCUGGGACGGACGGCAAGGCAACCUCACAUGGAUGGGGAUUAUGUGGAACUUUUGGAGCCCAGAGGGGGACCUGAUGGGGGAGUUGAUCCCAAGCAGAGGUACUUGGAGAUGCAUGGGAUUAGUAAGACCAGAACAUUGCCCUUAUGCAGGAGAGGUAAGGCCAUUAAACUUCGCAAAGGAAAGGCUUGGGGUUACGCAAAGACAGAAAGAUCAGGAAGCUUUCGCGGUGCGUACAGUACCAAGGAGAAGAAAGUAAAUCCAAAUGAUGAUAUGCUAUUGCCAAUGCCUCCGAUAACAAUUGAAGGAUCUGCCAGAGUAAGGCAGUCAUAUUCCUCCUCUGCUCAUGACUCAGAUGAAGGAGAUAAAACAAAUAGAGGCAGCAAUAGUCUGGAAAACAACAGCCUAUAUUUUGAUGGUCAGCUGAAAGAGAGGAGGCCUGGUGUGGGUAAGGAGAGAGAGAGCAACAGCUUCCCACAACCGUGCAGAGAUGGACAACAAAAUAAAGACUCUCAGAGCAGUGACAGCUUGGUAGUAAGUGAAAUCUAUGCUUUAAACCCUAAAAGUGGCCAUGAUGUUGAGGGCCAAUCAGAUCAUGGUUCACAAUCGGACUCUGUGUUUGAGGAUGCUGAUAAACCACUGAGUGGAGACAGCGAUAUUGUUACGCCAACGCCAGACACACCAGAGACACUAUCUGCUGAAGUUCCUGAAUGUAAAAAUACAUCAAUUAGUCAGUCUAAAAUGGGGAAGUCUCCAAAAACAAAGAUCCUAGACGAAAGGUUUGAAGGAAGGACGGAAGACAGAGUGUGUCCUAGAGGAAAAGAAGUCAAAACGGCAGGAUUCAGAGCGCCACGGAGGAAAAGGAAGGGGAAGGGUGCCAAAGGCAAGGCCAGGAAUGGUGGCAAAACCCAAAAGGGUACAAAACUACAGGCUAAAAGUCCCCUACCAAGUCCCACAGCCAACUCUGCAUUAUCAGAGCUUCCAGUCCCAGAAGAGAACAAGUCUAAGGAAACACAAAAUACUGACAAACCUGAUGGAGCGCCCAGAACUGUCACUAAAGGGAUGAAAAACACAAGGAAAAGCAGCAGAGUUGAGACAGAAAAUGGAUUGUUGCCUGUGUGCAAUGGUCAGUCAGGCACAUCUUUAUUUAACCACUCAACUGAGGAGGCUGGAUCACCAGAGACAUGUACUGACCAAAUAAACGGUGUUACCUCCAAAGAUCCUCUGCUUCUGAGGGAACUGGUUACAGAAUUACUCCAGUCGGGGAAGCUACAGCUGACAGGUACUGUGGAUAGAUUAGGGCGAGCUCUGGUUUUCACAGAUGCAGAUGCUUCAGAGGAGGGAUUCUGCUCAGAGGAAAUGGCACAGAUUUUUUCAUGUUACCACCGAAUAACUCGGCCUGAAGCCAAAGAAAAGGGGCUGACGGUGCUCAUAGACAGCAGACGAUCCCAACCAUCCUCUCUUUGCCUCUCUGCACUUAAACGGUUCCAGGUCUUGGUUCCUGGGGGUCUUGGAUCAGUCUUGGUUUUGGUGGAGAAUCAGCAGGAGUCCCUUUCCUUAACAAUAGAAGGAAUAGAGACACACAUGGUGCGUGGCACAGGAGUCCUUCAGCAGUAUGUGGACAACCAGCAGCUUCCUAAAGGGCUGGAUGGAGACUUCAGUCACAGCCACUCAGACUGGCUGGCCUUCAGACUGAGGUUGGAGAAACUGACCGAGCACUGUGAGAGCGCCCUCUCUCUGCUCAGAGAAGCACUGCAGUCAAUGGAGACAGAAGAGAUGCCAAACAACAUUAAGGCUAUUCCUCAGAGCAUUGACAAACACCGACAGCUCAUGGCGAGUGUCCUGGCCGACCAACGCCUAACAGAGCUGCAGCAGAGGGGCGGAGCCUGGCUAGCAGGACUGAAUAACUGUUCGUCUGGACUGGCACAGAGGUCACCUGACUGCAGGGCUGCUUUCGCUGCCACUGCUCAGCUGUACGACAGCGUUGACGACGCCCUCCAUCAGCUCGUCCAGAUUUCCAACCGGAGAGGCCGGGAUCUGGAAGCACUGGGACGACUGGCAGGGCUGGUGGACAAACUGGAAAAGUGUGACAAGGAGAUUGAGCAAGUGCAAUCCCAGCUGGAGGAAUACAAGGACCCCCCUCUGUCUCUCAGCAGACUCUCACUGAAACAGCAGAAGUUCAGGACUUUCAAAGAAACAGCCAAUGAGCUGCACAGUGAGACUCUGUCAGUGCUCAGCGAUUUGGAGGGCUGGAGCGAGCUAAACUGGGCAGGACUCAGUAACGUCCAGAUCCGCCUUCCCCCGGUGAGAGAGAAGCUGAGAGACAUGUCCCACUGUCUAUCAGACUGCUGGACCACACUGGACAACACACAGCGCCUGCUGUCUACACUGACAGAGGCAACCCAGUGGUGUGAUGCGGUCUCCUCCACUCCCUCCUCACCCACUACCUCAUCUUCCACCUGCCCCCUUGCUUCCCUCCCUCCAAUCCCCCCUUCUCGUUUCCAGGAUGCCCGAUCCUUAGCUAUAGAACUUGGAGGCGGGGCACUCCUGGACCUCUGGACCCAGACAGUAGAGCGCUACCAGCGGACUGUAGCACAGGUCAAACCCAGAUUCCUCCACUCUGAAAGGACACAGAACCAAAGCCAGGGGAAGCCCAAAACACCCUCCGGCAGCAACUUCUGGGACCUGGUGGGGCCUGAAGCAGAGGGCGACUGGGGGCUGGGAGCAGUAGGAGGGGAAGGGGGGUUACAGUCCUGGGGGUCCCUGGCAUCUCUGUUCAGACCACAAACAUGCUCCACGUUGAAGAUAGGUGAAGAUAAAGGGAACAGGAAAGAAGGGGGAGGAAAUGGAGGUGGAGCAGGAGGAGCUGGUGGAGGGAAGUUCCUGCAGAACCUUCUGAAUCCUGUCAAGAAAAGUCCUACCGAGGCCCCACUCCCUCCAAAGCCUCCCAGGAAGCGCCACCCCAGCUUUGACCUCCAGGCUCUCCUGGCCCCCCGCAAAGGCACUGCCACCCCAAAACCAGACUCUCCCGUUGGCGGGAUUAGCCGCAAUUCCCCCCUGUCCUGGCUGGGCCGAAAGAACGUAGCCGACCCCGUCAUCACCACCAGCAUGGCUGCAGCUAUCCCUGGGUGGGGCGUCGGAGGUGGCGUGUUGAUUCGAGGUGUGGAGGUCAGCAGCAAAGAAGUGGUGGAUCACACAGGGUCGCCACGGCAACAUGUCCUCCUGGGGAGGACUGAGAGGGACAUGGGGACUGACAGGACUGGGUCAACUGCACAGAGUAAAUUAUACCUGCUCUGGUGCAGGAUGCUGAGCUCAGAGAGGCAGUACGUGGCUGUCCUGAAGGGAGUUGAAGAAACAUACCUGCCCCUGCUGGAGCUCUCUGACACCCCAGCGUCUAUCAGGGGGAAGGGAGACACGCUCUUCCCCAACUGGAGCAGCCUCUGUGCCUUUCACUCCCAGAAUUUGCUCCCUGCCAUGGAGGGGGCUCUCGUGCAGAGUUUGUUGCAACAAGACUGCUUCAGCAAAUAUCGGGAGGAAUUUCUUCAGUAUUCCCACUACAUUCGCUCCAAACCUGAAAUGGAUUCACCGCUGGUCACACAAGCAGCAGACUUCUUUAAGUCUAAACUCCCCCAGGCCUCCCCCCUCUCCCCUCUGUCUUUCCCUCACUGCCUGCAGGCUCCCAUUCAGAGACUGGAGCAGUACUGUGAGGCCCUGGAGGAGCUGGGGGGCUUAAAUCUGGCCUCGGACUCCGCCCUCUACGUCCUGAGACACGCCCAGAAGCACGGCGAGGACCUCAGGGCCAGUGACCUCAUCGUCGGCUGUCCGAUUGCAAUGGGAGAACGUGGUGAUCUGGUGAGGCAAGGAGAGCUGACCGUCUGCGGGGGACCUCGGAGGAAGCGAGCAGGGGUCAGGAAUGUCUUCCUCUACCAGCAGGUCAUCAUCUUUACCAAGCAGAAGAGUCCCAGUCCAGGACGCACCGUCUACAGUUACAAGCACAGCAUCAAGACGGGCGAAAUGGGUCUGACUCAGAGUGUUGGUGACGAAGGAGUGAAGUUUGAAGUCUGGGUCAGACAGGCUCCCCGAACCAGAGACUGCAUCACCCUUCAGGCCCAGGACAGGGAAGGAAGGGAGGCCUGGGCUCAUGACAUAGCCCAUCUGCUGUGGACGCAUGCCAUUAACAACACAGAGCUGUGUCUGAAGGAGUCACUGUGCAUGGGAGUUUCCAGUAAGCUUCUGCUGGAUGCUACAGGAACUCCAGGAUCAGAGUUGGACUCUGUCUCCAGUCUGAGCGACAGAGUCCACAGUAGCUGCUCAGACUCUUCCUCUGUGGGCAGUCAGAAGGAGGGGGGAUCCCCAGCUUCUGGGAGGGACCCCAGGUCAAGCUCCGGAUCAACAAGCUAUUCACAGAAUCAUUCACCGUCUACAGCUGUGUGACUGUCAUCUCAACAACAAAGCAGAAACUGCACUCAGGACCUUUAGAGGAUUCCUUCAUCUCUAAUCCAACUCAAACUGGACUCCAUGUGAACUUCUCCAACACACCAGCACCCUCUCUUGUACCCUUCAACCUCCUCCAAGAGUGCAAACAAUGCCAGGGGAUUAGGCGCAGCUGCACUGUUCCGCAUCCAAACGGGAUCAGAAAUUGCCCUCUGUUUAGACCAUGACAAGCACCAGCGGGGCUCUCUCUGACACUCCGCCAUUUUGGGUCUGCCAGUCUCAGCUGCUGGCAGAGUCAUCGACACCAAAGGCACUUCGGCUGCACAGUGCGGCCUUUGUCUGCUCCGCAACUCCCCACUAGGCCAAACCACUUGGUCUGAACCACUGACUGGCUGCCUUUACACAUCACAUGCUUCAGCAUCUGAUAAUAAACAGGAAGUAAUAUUUGGGAGCGUAAAUGUGGCAUUGGAUUGCAGAUUUAGGAUGUAUUAUGGACUUUAUCACCCUCAUAAUGCUGAAUGGAGGACUGUAUACUUCUUUAUCUGGCCUGUGUUUCGUGUCUGUGUGGUUUGGGUUAGGUGGGAUUGGAUCUAUGUAAAUUAGGUAACCAGCACACUCACUCAGACACACACAAUGUCCCCCGACACAUGCAGUCACUCUUAUUGUUAUCAGACAGUGGAGCACUGUUCACAUUCACAUGCUCUCUUCUUCUCUCUCUCUGUCGCUGCCCAGUUUAGAGCCUGGUACAGUGACUAAAUGAGGCGAGCCUCCAUCUGAACACAUAGAGAUGAUGAACAAGGAAAGCGGUUUUUUAGUUACAUGACUAUUGGAGUGUCUAAGCAAAUUGUAUAAACAGUACUAAGAACUGAAAGUAAUAAUGGUAUCUAUCUUUUCUUUUAAGCGUAAAAGUGGCAUGAAAAUGUUCCCCCAUUACAGUAUUAUGUUUUUUUCUUUUUUUUUUCUUUUCAUGUUUCAAAUCAAGCAAAGUCAAUGUUUAGAAAAAAAAAGA
Messenger RNA from Cyprinodon tularosa, 6461 nucleotides. It is a transcript of the gene arhgef40, whose product is annotated as Rho guanine nucleotide exchange factor (GEF) 40. The record is from RefSeq and is a predicted model, not a curated record. Gene Ontology annotation, molecular function: guanyl-nucleotide exchange factor activity. The coding region runs from base 251 to 5452 and encodes 1733 amino acids. The transcript is spliced from 27 exons. Lineage: Eukaryota; Metazoa; Chordata; Actinopteri; Cyprinodontiformes; Cyprinodontidae.